Messenger RNA from Larimichthys crocea (large yellow croaker), 3603 nucleotides. It is a transcript of the gene gpr18, whose product is annotated as G protein-coupled receptor 18. Gene Ontology annotation, biological process: phospholipase C-activating G protein-coupled receptor signaling pathway; positive regulation of Rho protein signal transduction. Gene Ontology annotation, cellular component: plasma membrane. Gene Ontology annotation, molecular function: G protein-coupled receptor activity. Lineage: Eukaryota; Metazoa; Chordata; Actinopteri; Sciaenidae. The record is from RefSeq and is a predicted model, not a curated record. Bases 212 to 1231 code for a protein of 339 amino acids. The transcript is spliced from 3 exons.
GCUUUACAUUGUGCUGUAGUCUCGUCACACGUUACCCUGUUUCAGAAAAGCGUCCACUUCCCUGUUUUUGGCUGAGCGCUCAGAUAAAUCGGCCGUGCCACUUCAUAAACCUGUUGGCGCAGAGCUUGUCAAGAUGUUUGUGUGAUUUCUGUGAUUUCAAACUCGUGGACUCGUGGAGGGAUAACUUCUACAUGAUGUUCGAAGUUUCAGAAUGAAGUUGGAUCUAAACGUCUCCAACAUGUCCCUGGAGUCUGAUGCCGCGAGGCCGGAGCAGGGCCCGGUGGAGUACCGCAUGGCAGGCCUGAUCUUCUACUGCUUCGUGUUCGGCAUAGGAGUCAUAGUGAACUUCACAGCUUUGUGGGUGUUUGCCCUCACCACCAAGAAGAUGAACUCCGUCACCAUCUACAUGAUAAACGUGGCGGUGGUGGACCUCACCUUCAUCCUGCUGCUUCCCUUCAGGAUGGUCUACCACCACCAGGACUACUGGCCCUUUGGAGAUAUCUUCUGCAGGGUCAGCUCGGCUCUCACCAUCUUCUACCCCUGCAUGGCUCUGUGGCUGUUCGCUCUGAUCAGCGCCGACCGCUACAUGGCCAUCGUGCAGCCGAAGCACGGCAAAGAGCUGAGGAACGUCCCGAAGGCCGUGGUGGCGAGUGUCGGGGUGUGGCUCAUGACUCUGGGCUCCACCGUGCCCCUGCUCUUCUCUGAGAAAGACCCCGACCGCAUCUCCAACUACACCACCUGCAUCAAGAUGCAAGACAUCAUCUACAUGCGCCACGACAACCCCGUGAACUUUGUGCGACUCAUCUUCUUCUUCCUGCUUCCCAUAUGCAUCAUGAUUGGCUGCUACAUCGUGAUCGUGGACAAUCUGGUCCACGGCCGCACCUCGAAGCUCAAACCAAAAGUGAAGCAGAAGUCCAUCCGGAUCAUCAUCACGCUGAUCAUUCAGAUGUUGGUGUGUUUCGUGCCUUUCCACGUGUGCCUGGUGAUCCGCCUGCUGGGGAAAGGUGAAGAUGGCGGGUUCAGCACGUGGGCGGUCUUCACCACGUUCCUGAUGAACCUGAGCACAGUGUUGGAUAUCAUUCUCUACUACAUCGUCUCCAAGCAGUUCCAGGACAGGGUGAUCAGCGUGAUCCUGUACAGGAACUAUCUGAGGAGCGUGAGACGCAAGAGCAGGCACACACACACGGGCAGCGUCCGAUCAAUGAGCAACGUGACCAGCGCCAUGAUAUGAAACCGAGCCAUCAAAGUCUUCACGUAGACGACGCAGCGUACUGUGCACAAUGUAACACUGAAUGCAUCACUGUGUACAUGGUUCGUUAUCAAAAGGAUCAAAACUUGCAAUUAAUUUCCAAGGUGUAAUUUACACUCACAGUAUGGAGUGCUGCUGUUGUGGCAAAAACAUCUGUGUUCAGAGCUGAUUGACUCACCCAUGAGACUUGAGAUGUUUUCUGUGCAUCUUUGCUCCGGCAGACAAAGCACGGGGAUCCGCGGCUCAGGUGUGAUACAUGCAGGCAUGAAUAAAGCUUCUAAUCAUUAAACAAAACACAGCUUACAGUAUCGCAGUGUUUGCUUUAUUAGUACACAGCACAAACACCCGAGCUCUUCUCGGCCUUGUCAGCCAACAUCUAUAAAGGUGACCUGGCUUGCUGCGUGUGGGGGAGACGUACAGGAAGCGACGGUGGGUUUCUAACUGCAGCUUUUCGUUCGGUGGCUGCAGGAUCUUUGCAGACUUCACGUCUGAGGCACCUCACGCCUUCGACUGCUGCAUGAUGUCAUGCACACGGGCUGCAGAUAAACUUUCCCUGUCGUAUUUGUGGUGUCAAAGCCGAGCCACUCGAUACAGGGCAAUAAUUAGAACAUUCACACACACACACACACACACACACGCUGCUGUAAACAUACCGACCAGGUGAUGGCAGCAUGGCACAGCUAGAUCCCAUCUACCUGCCAAGAGCAAGACAAACCGGUGCUGUCUGUACCUCUGAAGUGGAAACUGCUACAUCUCUGACUCAAACUUCUUCUUUAUCUAUAUAUAUGUAUAUAUUUUGCACUUUUCAUCCCGCCUCGUCGCAGAGAAGUUGUUAACUACAGUCAUAACUGCUUCCUCGGCCACGAAUCAGACUGAAGUGUGUUUAUGGUGCAAUGCGAAUCGUAUUGAUUAGAUGUUAAAUGAUUCAGUCACUUAAAGUGCAUUUACAGUAACAUCCUCGAGAGAUGUCAAGCGCGGCUAUUUACUAGAUUUAAAGCAACCUUAACCUGAAAAGAGGAAAAAACCUGCACAGGGAAACUUUAACGCCGCAGAAAUCCUGCAGUUUAUCCUCAGUUUAUUCCUCAAGUGACAGACGAGUGAUGAGUUAGAGCGUUCUGAAUGUUUAAAUGAAGGAGUCCGGUGUCCUUCACAAACAUCAACCCAGGCUAAGAAUUGAUUUGCUGUUUCCAAUUGCUAAAAUAAUCAAGUUAGUGUGUCUGUCACGCCGACACGGUCUUAACCGGAUUAGACAGUGAGUCAGUGUAGCUGAGUAACUACGUAGUGUCUCAUGCAAUUAGACAGCCGAGGCACCCUGUGGUGUAACCACAUGCACCAUAGCAGUUAUCGUAUGGAUGAUCAAUCGCAAACACAAUCCAAUAAAGAGCGUCGUAAAGAGGUGCUGGCUCUCACUCGGGUUGGUUAGUUAAAGGUUAGACGAUGGUUCUUUGCCGGUUUGGGCGCGGUUCAAAGGUCGAGAGGUGUCCAGACUUCAGGGUCACGGUUAGAUUUACGCCGUUUAGGCUACAAGAUUUCCAUCUCACGUGGAAUUCUGGGAAGUGCGGUUCAUCACACGAUGAUAGGUUUAUUGGCCCGGUUUAGACUACAAGUGGAUUUAUAACGGAGAGGUCAAAGGUCAAAUGAAACAUCAGAGAGUCAUCUAUCUGUCCCACCUGUUAGGCAUCAAAGAAAAACCAGCCACGCUGCUCACAGCAACUGGCAUUUAAAACAAUUAAGUUUCCUGUCAAGUCCCUGUGAUGAAUUAUCCGGAAGCUUUACCCGCUGUAAUUCUAAAUCUUCCCAACAAGUGCCUUUGUUGUAGAGAAAUUAAUGAAAACAAGAUUGUCUUUCAUAGGAGCUGAUCUAACAGCGCGACAGCCAGCUGCUCUUCUUUGGGAAUAAAAACAGUCAGCAUUAAACACAGCUCGCACAAAAUACUUUUUUUUUUUUUUUUUUCUUAGCACUCGUGUGGAAAACAAAUCAGGCGGCGAGCGCACUGGCCAUCUGUUUUGUUAUUUGAUAUGUGUGAAUACAUGUUGUAAUGACUUUGUUUGUGAAUCACUCUCCGCGGCAGAACACACGAGAGCUCUCGAAGUGCUGGAGUGUUCAAAGCUAAUCAUAUAAUUGGACACAAUAGUCGAUGACAAAUGGAGACGCUUGGAGCCAGCCAGCUGGGGAAGUGAAUAUGUAAUCAUUGUAAAAUCAUAUCAUUUUUGCAUAUUUGAAGACAGCUUAAUAGAGUUUGCAUGUCAGCACACUAUCAAAUGAUGAUCAGAGGCAGCGUGGCUGUAUUUGUUUUUCUAAAUAGCGCUUUGUUGGACUAUUUAUCUUUAUCACGAUUUAAAAAAAAACGUGUU